AUGCAAUCUCCUGUAAAGUCCCUAUCAAAUUCUAAUAAAAUUCCUAGCCAUCCACCAUCAGUUAGCGGUGGUUCCAGCAUGCUUGAGCAAGAAGGAGGUGAAAGCAUUCGCGUUUGUAUCCGAAUCAGGCCUCUAAAUCAGCGAGAAUCAAGCACUGGCAACUCCAGCUGCAUAGAUGUUCAAAAUCCUAAGAAUUUACUACUGAAGAUGAAAGGAGGAAUGAGAAAUUACACUUUUCAUCAUAUUUUUGAUGUGGAUGCACAGCAAGGAGAAGUGUUUUCUGAAACUGGGGUGCACUCGUUACUAGACAGUGCUCUCGAAGGUUACUCUUGUACAGCUUUCGCUUAUGGGCAAACUGGAAGUGGGAAAACUUAUAGCAUGGCUGGGGUAGAAGAAAGAUUUGGCCGCCAAGACUAUACUUCAGAUGAAACUGAUGGAAUUAUCCCUAGGGCAAUUUCCUAUGUAUGACAAAGGAUGGCAUCACGGCAAGAAAGAUACUUCGUAAAAUCAGGAUUUUUUGAAAUUUAUAACGAACAAGUCAGAGAUCUGCUAAACCCAAGCUCUGGGGUGUUGCACUGCAGGUGAAAUGCUAAGCAAGGGUUUUUUGUGGAAGAGCUAAUGAUAGUUGACUGCACAAACAUUGAUGAUCUAAUUGCAGUUUUGCAUGAAGGGAUGAAAAACAGAAAAAGCGGAAGCCAUGAAUUAAACGCUGAUUCUUCUAGGUCUCAUUCUAUUUUGAUGAUUUAUUUUAUUAGUGAAAUUACUUCUGAAGACGGCCAUAGUUUUAAAAGAUACGGAAAAAUGUACUUUGUAGACUUAGCAGGAAGCGAGAGACUAAAAGAAACAAAAAGCCAAGGGGAUAUGCUGAAUGAAACAAAAAAUAUAAAUAAAUCGCUAUUUACUUUGGGAAAAGUAAUUUCUGCACUUGGAGACAAGAAAAAUAGAGGACUGAAGCCACAUGUGCCUUAUCGUGAUUCAAAACUUACAAUGGUCCUGAUGGACUCAUUAGGGGGGUCAUCGAGAGCUAUUAUGAUAGCUUGCGUUUCACCUGCAAAUGCGUAUAUUGAAGAAACAACGAGCACCUUAAAUUAUGCGACAAGAGCUAUGAACAUACAGAAUAAACCCCUUCUUCAAGUAGAUAAUAGUGAAUACCUUAUACUAAAUCUCAGAAGAGAAGCCCAAUUACUUAAACUCGAAAACGAGUACUUAAAAGAACAAUUAGCAAGAGCUCAAGGCGGGCUUCCACCUAUGAUGGUCGAUUUUGCUAAUUCCUAUAAUGAGUCGCCAAACGACCCAGUCUUGCAAGAAUUUCAUUUUGAAAUUAACAAGCUAAGAGAAGAAAACGCCAAAUUAAGAGAAACUAAAGAAGAAGCAGAAAAGAGCUACCAUCAAUCUAUGAUUGAUAACCAAAGUAUGCAUAUAAAAUUAGAAAAUUUAGAAUAUUCAUUUGUAGGCUCUACCAAGACAAGUGAAAACCCAUCAUCAGGCGUUUCGCAAGAGUACACCAUAAGCACUCUAUUAAACGAAAACGCAAACUUAAAGAAAAGAAUGAAUGCCCUACAAGAAGAACAAAUACAAAUGCAGUUUAAGCUUGGAGAGGCAACACCUGCUGUUCCACCACAAGAAGAAAUUCAGCAGCUGAGAGAAUAUAAUGAACAAAUGAUGAAAAGAGUUGAAGCUUUACAAGCGAGAGAAAGAGAGCUUUUAGACCAUUUAAUGAAAGCACAAAGAGGGAGGACACCAAAACCAAAAUAG
Molecule: messenger RNA, 1755 nt
Organism: Blepharisma stoltei
Lineage: Eukaryota; Ciliophora; Heterotrichea; Heterotrichida; Blepharismidae
Source: the annotation of a GenBank genome assembly